This is a messenger RNA of Brugia pahangi, 1122 nucleotides long. NCBI's taxonomy places the organism in Eukaryota, Metazoa, Nematoda, Chromadorea, Rhabditida, Onchocercidae. The record is from the annotation of a GenBank genome assembly.
AUGGCAGAAAGUGGUAUCAGACAAAAAAGCGCCCUUUCAUCUUCCGCCACUGUCCCCAGUCCGCAAAUGAAUUCGCAAGCAAGUCGUUCUACGAGCGAACGGCAAAAUAUUUGGGAGCAUAGAUUGGGUAUCCGCGCACCAGAACAGAACUCGGAGCAGAAGAAAUACUGGGAAUAUCGAAAUAUCUACCACAUUCCCGUUCCACAAGGAAUCGAAUUCUGGGAGGACGAGGAUAAGAAACGAUGGGAGAUGAUCAAUAUUGGCGGUUUGGACGAGAGUGAAGCUAAUCGACAAAUUAAAAAAGCGAAAUUGCAAUUAGCUAGGGAAAGACAACAGGAAAACAGAGGAUCGCGAACUCCACAAACAACAAAUAUAUUUUUCAUUAUAUCACUGAUCUGUUUUGGAUUGCAGAUAGUUCUUGCAGCAAUCUGCAUUGGCUUCUGCAUUUAUCAGAUUUUCAAUAAUAGUCAAAUUGAAGCUGGUAUUGCUUUUCUUCUUUUGGCAUUAAUGCUACUGAUUGGUGCUGCCGGUGGUAUUUUUUCAGCCUUGAAGAGAAGUGAAAAUCUCGCAAUAUGCACUACAGUUUACAACGUGACAUCAGCUGUCGGAAUUAUUGUGGCGAUAAUCAAUUUGUAUUCGUUCAGAGUGGGACAGUCCGGUAAUCUUAGUGCUUUCAUUCCAAUAGCAGGUGUAGUUGCACUGGUUCAGACUGCUUCGUUCGGAGUGGUUCUGAUCAUCUAUUUUAAUUUAUCUUCUGCUCAAAAUUAUUCAAGACAUAUCUCAAAUGCAGAAAUGCAGCAAAAUCGCAGAAGAUUGUAUCAGAAACCAAUGGAAAUGAAAGCACGUGGAAAACGUGAACGGGAAUUGAACAUGAAAACUGAAGAUGUUACCAGAAAGUACAAGCAAUACUUACAAAAAAAGGGUCAAAUUGCGGGAAAAUCAGACAAAGAAGGAGUUCGUGGGGAAGGGUCAUUUGAACAACAGAUAGCUGUGCCUCCUGAAUCGAGACAAGUUAAAGAUGAGCCGCUUCAAGACAAUUCCGAUUCCAAAAAUAAUUCUGCAUCACCGGCCGAGGAAGCGGAGCAGUAUCGCGAAACUACAGGUGAUCUAUGGCAUGAGUAA